Molecule: messenger RNA, 567 nt
Organism: Asparagus officinalis (garden asparagus)
Lineage: Eukaryota; Viridiplantae; Streptophyta; Magnoliopsida; Asparagales; Asparagaceae
Exons: 1
Coding region: 1-567 (188 amino acids)
Source: RefSeq, a predicted model, not a curated record
AUGUUAGCGUGCAAACCUAUUACUACACCGAUCGAUCAGAGGUUUAAGCUGAGUGUUGAGGCAGGAGAACCAGUUGAUCGUGAGAGAUAUCAGAGGCUAGUUGGCAGGUUGAUCUACCUGAGUCACACACGUCCAGACAUCUCAUUUGCUGUGAGCGUGGUGAGCCGCUACAUGCAUGACACGAGGAAGGGUCAUAUGGACGUAGUAUACCUGAUCCUGAAGUAUCUGAAGGGUGCCCAUGUCAAAGGGCUACUAUUCAAGAGGAGUGGUCAUGUGAACAUUGAGGGCUACUGUGACUCAGAUUGGGCUAGCUGCGGAGAUGAUAGGAGGUCUACCUCAGGAUAUUGCAUAUUUGUAGGAGGCAACUUGGUCUCCUGGAAAAGCAAGAAGCAAUUUGUGGUGGCAAGAUCAACAACUGAAGCGGAGUACAGAGCCAUGGCCUUGAGGGUUGCGGAGUUGAUGUGGCUGAAAAGCAUGUUGGUAGAGCUGAAGCUAGAUCAAGGGGCCAAUAUUAUGAACAUGUGGUAUUUUCCCGCCACAAAAUAUAGCUUAUGGUAUAUUAAGUGA